Messenger RNA from Sodiomyces alkalinus F11, 551 nucleotides. RefSeq lists its product as hypothetical. The record is from RefSeq and is a predicted model, not a curated record. NCBI's taxonomy places the organism in Eukaryota, Fungi, Ascomycota, Sordariomycetes, Glomerellales, Plectosphaerellaceae. The coding region runs from base 161 to 442 and encodes 93 amino acids. The transcript is spliced from 3 exons.
GAUAGCCUACCUGACUAUGUACGAAAUAGGCCUCGACGGGAACGCUCCCCGGUCACCCUAACGAACACGGACGGAUGGCAUUUCCGUCGCUUCGCCUUCCUUAUUCUAUACUUGGCAUUUAAAUGAACCUGUCAGAUCUCCGAUCUCCAUCCUGGAAUCUAUGUUUCAGCCACGACAUAUAUGCAUGGUUGUGGUCACGCUCAAGAUCCGCGUGACGUCUUCUUCAAGUAUGGUACUUGCUGCGCACAUUCAGUGCUGUGCCGAAUCUCAACUUGCGCAAGACGAAUUGGACCGGUUGAGACACGGCCAAAAUCGACUUCUCAGACUGUCUUCUCACGAACUUGGUUUGUUUGCGUCCAAGGGUUCACCUUCUCUCUCGCUCGGAUCUGCCCUUUUCGGAACCCCAGUGUCCUCGAGCCAAAGUGCUCACCAGGCUCGUUGAUCCCUAGGUUGAUUUUUCCUGCUCUGGUGGGUUCGUGUUUUGUGUUGAUUGUUCCGAGUGUGUGGUUGCGAUGUUGGGCCUAUCUCCUGUUCCACCACCGGAACCUCAA